GUCCUUGGCUUCUCAGAAGCAAGAAACCGCCAUAUAUAACAGACACAGAAGAAGAAAGAAGAAGAAGAAGCAGCAGCCAUCUUCAUCAUGUGCUGCUCUGAAGACUGUAGAUGCAGGCCUCUAGGGUUUCUGCUAGGCCUUCCCUUUGCCUUCUUAUCUCUCCUUCUCUCUCUUAUUGGUGUAGUUAUCUGGAUCGUUGGGUUGAUAUUAUCAUGUAUAUGCCCAUGUUGUCUGUGUGUGACCAUCAUUAUUGAGUUCGCUCUCGCUCUUAUCAAGGCUCCAAUAUUGGUCAUGGAGUGGUUCAUCUCCAAGAUUCCAUGUUAGACAUUUGGUGCAACUAUGGCUCGAUUACAGUCAAGGUAUUUAAAACUUUGAAUUGGUUAUUGAAUCAUUCAAGACACUGUUUUAUAAUUAAACUUCAUCGCAAACAAAACAUUUCAUUGAAUGAUUUAUUAGUAUAGCCAAUUAAAUUGACUCAAUUUUCAAUACUAUGACUAUAAUCAAGAGUGUUCAAAGGGCAUUGUAUAGUUGAAUUUUCAUUUAUAUAUUGAUUUGUUCUAAUUU
Molecule: messenger RNA, 564 nt
Organism: Prosopis cineraria
Lineage: Eukaryota; Viridiplantae; Streptophyta; Magnoliopsida; Fabales; Fabaceae
Product: signaling peptide TAXIMIN 1-like
Exons: 2
Coding region: 88-324 (78 amino acids)
Source: RefSeq, a predicted model, not a curated record